ACCAGCUCCUCCUACUUGACAAGCUAGCCAGCUAGCCGCUGUAAAAGCGGACAGAAAUCUGUAAGAUACUAUAGAGGGCCUCCUGGAUGAGACACAUUCAUCCAGAAAACACAACCAACUGUCUUUAUGGGACGCUUGUUCGGUGGAUAUUUCGACGCGAUGGCCAGCUAGCGAGCAGUCUUAAGCUAGCUGCAGCUAGCUGGUGGGCUAGCCGGGGUUGGAGCUCCGGACCCCCGCAUCCAACUCUGCCUUCUUCGUCUCUUUUGAAAUUAGUUUCCGUGCCAUGCCAUCUUUAUUCUAACCGAGCUUUUGUCUGUGCGUUCAUUAAAUGAAUUUAUCAAGGGAAAGGCUUUCUUUUUGAAAUAUGUAGGUCACUGUACCCGACCAAUGAUAGUUAUGUGGGUCAUCAUCGGGUUAACCUAUUAGCAAGAACAGCUGGUUAGCACGGUAGCUAGCUGGUUGUGGAUUUUUUGGUCAGUCAUUUAAAACAAAAAGGCAAUAACGUUAAUGCACAUGCUUAUGUUAACGAGGGUUACUCUGCAGCUUCUGUGGCUGAGGUUAGCAUCGAGUGGAGCAUUUAUUUUUUUCCAUAUUGUGGAGUCGUCGCUGGACCAUCGUUAGCUAACUUGGCUAGCUCGCCGGAUCCUGUUAGCUCAGUUAACCGAGCGGCUUCACUAACUAAACAGGAAACUAAGAAAUCAUGCCGAGUGAGGAGCCCUGUUUCCCCCGUGCCUAGCAGCCGCAGCAGGAGCUUGGUGCAGACAAAGUGGACUGUUUCUGGGGUUUGGUGAGAGGAGGGAUGGCAUUUCACGGCGCAGGCCGGCAGACCGUUUGUGGAGAUUUGUUUCCGGGCUCUGAGCUGGGCCACAAGUAUUUCUGUGUCAACUCCUCCUGUGGAGCCCCCUCCACGGGCCUCAGCGCUACUCCGUGCCUGACUGGACCCACUGCCCCAGCCGGGACCCCUCGUCACCCCACAGCCCUUGGAGGGAGCACUGGCGGCGGAGCGGCAGUGCCUCAGCCCUACAGCAACCCGGCCAGUGAGGUGCCCAGCCCUGCAGAGAUGGAGCCAGACCGUCCUAUUGGUUAUGGCGCAUUUGGUGUUGUCUGGUCUGUAACUGAUCCACGUGAUGGUCGUAAGGUGGCUUUGAAGAAGAUGCCUAAUGUCUUCCAGAACCUGGUCUCCUGUAAGAGGGUCUUCAGAGAGCUGAGGAUGCUGUGCUUCUUCAAGCAUGACAAUGUUUUGUCAGCUCUGGACAUUUUGCAGCCUCCACAAAUUGACUGCUUCGAGGAAAUCUACGUGAUAACAGAGCUGAUGCAGAGCGACCUCCACAAAGUGAUCGUGUCUCCUCAGCCUCUCACCACCGACCACAUCAAGGUCUUCCUCUAUCAGAUCCUUCGAGGUUUGAAGUACCUGCACUCUGCUGGGAUCCUGCACAGGGACAUCAAACCUGGAAACCUGUUGGUCAACAGCAACUGUCUCCUCAAGAUUUGUGACUUUGGCUUGGCGCGGGUGGAGGAGCCUGACCCGUCCCGUCACAUGACCCAGGAAGUGGUGACGCAGUACUACAGAGCGCCGGAGGUGCUGAUGGGCUGCAGACACUACGGCUCAGCCAUCGACGUCUGGUCGGUGGGCUGCAUCUUCGCAGAGCUGCUGGGACGACGCAUCCUCUUCCAGGCUCAGAGCCCCAUUCAGCAGCUCGAUCUGAUCACAGACCUGCUGGGAACGCCUCCUCUGUCAGCCCUGGCGUCGGCCUGCGAAGGAGCCAGAGCCCACAUCCUGAGGGGGCCGCACAAACCGCCGUCGCUGUCGGUGCUCUACAUGCUGUCUGAUGGAGCCACGCACGAGGCGGUGCACCUGCUCUGUCGGAUGUUGGUCUUUGAUCCGGCUAAACGAAUCUCUGGCAGCGACGCUCUCUCUCACCCAUACCUGGACGAAGGACGUCUGCGUUACCACACCUGCAUGUGUCAGUGCUGCUACUCUGUUCCCAGCGGGCGAGUCUACACACGAGACUUUGAGCCGGUCGCCGAGCGGCCGUUCAGUCACAGCUACGAGAACAGUCUGCUAUCCGUGUGGCAGGGAAAAGAGUUAAUCCAUCGCUUCAUCACGGAGCAUCAGCAGGGCAAACGGGUGCCGCUGUGCAUCAACCCUCAGAGUGCCGCCUUCAAGACCUUCAUCAGGUCCACUGCAUGGCACUCCUCCAAGGUGUCCAGGAAGGAGGAGAGAUGAACGGUCCUCCUCCUUUUGAGAGUCGACAGCUGAGUUUAAGAGAGGAUUUACUGGCCGAGAAAAUACUGAAGAAUUGGGUCUUUUUCUUCUUUUUCUUUUUUUUUUUUGUUUUUUUUUUUUUUUUUUUUACCUGGCGAGAUGCAAAGAGAAAACAACACUCCCAACAAAAGAGGGGGAAAACAGCUGACCCACCUGAGCGCCUCCAAAAAAUCCUCAACCUUUUUUUUUCACUUACAAAUCUACAAGGUUACCAGAAUAUGAAAACUACCGCUUCACUUUUUUUUAACGACCCAAACAGCUGAUGCUCGAAGCGUUUCCGGUGCUGAAUAUAAAAAAAUGCUGCUGAAGUGCUUGAGGAGGAAUAAGAAAGAGGAACUUGGUACUAGAUUGGACUUUCCAUCGAUGUUAGCGGAGACAUUGAGAAAUAAUGGUUUUAAUUGUUUGGUAGAAUUGUUGCUUAGUUGAUUUUUGAAGUCAUUCCAACCCUGUGCAAUAUGGUUUAAUUUAAACAAGCGGUAAAACACCCUGAGCGUGCUUGCUUGCCAACCGGAUUUUUUGGAAACUCACUUAAUGACUGGGUCAGAUGCCCCAAACACGACCCGCCAAAUAAUACGACACGAUUAACCGCCAGACACCGCCAAGGUUUUCCUUUUUUUUCUCUUUUCUCUCGGAAAUGCAUUUAAACACAUCACUCACUGUGUUUUCGACACGCCUCGACACGGCGUUAAUAAUGCAAUCUAACAGAUGUAGCAGGUUUUGACCACAGUCAGAGUUCCCCGGUGUUCCUCCACAUACAGUUAGCUUUGUUGUUGUUGUGUUUUUUACCGCAGCUUCUGUUUCCUCUCGAUGAGUUGUCUGGUCUUGGAUCAGUGUUGUUUUACCUUUAGGAACUUGGCUCAUUCAGCAGGAGAGAAAAAAAAACUCAUUCCCCCACAGUUUUUAAAGUCUGUGCGAUCACAAACUCUUUUAUUUUGAAAGUUACGACAGGAAAGUGUGACUGAAGAGGUGUUCCACGGAUAGAAAGAUGCCAAAAAUAUUUGGCACCUCUUUUUCCCUUUUUUGUUUUCUCUUUCCCAGCUCUACAUGUAUUAUUUUAACACACCACGUGGUUUUUACUUUCCUGCAGACCUCCUCGGCUUUGACAUUUUGUCCCACCAGUGGAGAGAGAAACAGGAAAUGACUUUUUUUUUCUUCUAAAUUUCUUAAUUUAUUGAGUGUUUGUUGAAGAGUGUGUGUCCUCACCCUUUUAGCAUCUCUGUUACCUCAGACCUCCCCUGAAAGACAAAAAGAACUGAUAUGUGCAUAUCUGUAAAGUGAAACCCUCCGUCACACCUUUAACGUCAUUCCUCCACAUUCAGUGACUACUUCCUCUUUUACCUCGUGCUCGCUCCUCGCCCUAGCUCCGCCGCUCAGAAUCAGUGUGAGGUUUUUGAGAGAAGGAUGUUGUCGGUGAAAUGCUGCUGUUUUUUGUUCUUUUAGUUUGUCGUUUUUUUACUUCCUGUUUUAUUUUAAGGCUCAGGUGUCCCGUUUUAUAGACUAUGAAAUGUACAAAGCCACAUAAGGACGCACCAGUAUUGAUCCUCGUGAUUUGAAUUAUCAGUAAAGAGCCGUAUCAGAUUCUGCACUGUAAGAUGUUCAGUGGAAGAUGCGAAUUACAUCUGAAUAGAUUUCUGUCCUGUGACGACAAACUGACUUUAGGGUCAAAUGCCAAGGUGUCUAAAUAAUCUACCAUCUGAUUGGGUUCCUUUUUUUCUUGUGUCACCGUGAAAUCCAAAGUGAACUCUGAUGGUUUUUACAUGUUUAACUUUUUAACUGCAACUUACUAAAUCGUCCUGAAAGUUUGGUUUGAGUUCAGUGAAUCGCGCAAAGAUGAGAAACUUUCUGCAGAUUGAU
This is a messenger RNA of Plectropomus leopardus (leopard coralgrouper), 4120 nucleotides long. It is a transcript of the gene nlk1, whose product is annotated as nemo-like kinase, type 1. Gene Ontology annotation, biological process: protein phosphorylation. NCBI's taxonomy places the organism in Eukaryota, Metazoa, Chordata, Actinopteri, Perciformes, Serranidae. Gene Ontology annotation, molecular function: MAP kinase activity; ATP binding. The record is from RefSeq and is a predicted model, not a curated record.